AGUAAUUCUAAGCAGGUGCAUACUAUAUACCCGGCGACAAUUCAAGGAAAUACGGUAGCUGAAGUGUGUUUUGCUUUGUUUUUAACUUUCUUGUGGCACCUCCACAGAGGAGUGACGGCAGAGAAGAAAAGAGAUAACCACAGAACAGGAAUGACAUGCUUUGACAUCUACACCACGCAGCAAAGGACUAUCGAUAUUUGGAAGGAUCCCAGCCAUCCAAUGUCAUGAAAAAUGUAGAAAAAGAAGGCAGGACUUACUGAGAGGCUCCCAGGCUGCCAUCGUUCUCAGAUUGGACAACACCUUGGCAUCUCUGAAGAAACACUGCAUGGAGAGUCAUGCUGCAAUGUGUCCUGCUCCUCCAGGAAAGAGAACUUUCUGGACGGAAGAUGACAAAAACAUCAUGACCAUGACGGACAUCUCCAUGGGGGAUACAGGAAUGUUGACCAAGGGAUGGCAGAGGAGUUUGUUUCUCAUCUUCACUCUUUCUCUGUGCUCCAUGCUGACCGAGGCCAUCCACCCGGACUGCGCCAUCAUUGUUCAGCACCUGAGGGCCCGCCAGGCCUGCGUCUUGGCGAGGAGGAGGGAAGUUCAGAACCAGACCGAGCUCAGAGGGUGUAAAACGGAAUGGGACAACAUUGGAUGCUGGAGGACAGCCGACGUGGGUCAGGUGGCCAACGUGUCGUGCUCGGACAUUUUCCAGCAUAUCUCCAGCAGCCAAGGCUUUGUUUACAGGAACUGCACGGCAGACGGCUGGUCAGACAUGUAUCCGCCCUACGAGGAGGUCUGUGUUUUCAGUGACGACGGGGAGCCGGAAUCGGAGACCAGAUACCUCUACACCUUCAGACAAGUCUACACUGUCGGCUACGCCACCUCGCUCAUCUCCCUUAUCACGGCCGUCAUGGUGUUCACAGCAUUCAGGAAGUUCCGCUGCACCAGGAACUACAUCCACAUCAACCUGUUCUCCUCCUUCAUCCUGAGAGCCAGCGCUGUUUUCAUUAAAGACUCCGUGCUGUUUGCAGACCAGACGCUGGACCACUGCUCCAUGUCCACCACGGCGUGCAAGUCCGCUGUGGCCUUCUUCCAGUUUAGCAUCCUGGCCAAUUACUUCUGGCUGCUGGUGGAGGGCAUGUAUCUGCAGACCCUCCUGGCCCUGACCUUCGUCUCCCAGAGGAAAUACUUGUGGUGCUACAUCCUGAUUGGAUGGGGGCUCCCGUCAGCCAUCCUCAUACUUUGGACCCUGACCAGAUUCUUCUUUGACAACAGAGGCUGCUGGGACGACACAGACAACGUGGGUGUGUGGUGGAUCAUCAAAGGUCCAAUAACGGCUUCACUGCUGGUCAACAUCGUCAUCUUCGUCAACGUGAUCCGCAUUCUGGUCCAGAAGCUCAGAUCUUCGGCCAUGUCCGGCAACAAUGACAGCGGACAUUUUGUGCUGGCUAAAUCCACCCUCUUCCUCAUCCCUCUGUUUGGAAUGCACUACACGCUUUUCGCCUUCCUGCCUGAAACCACGGGAGUGGCAGCCAGACUCUACAUCGAGCUGGGCCUGGGAUCCUUUCAGGGUUUUGUGGUGGCUCUGCUUUACUGCUUCAUGAAUGGAGAGGUCCAAGCAGAGCUGCGGAGAUGGCUGUGGAAGUGUCACAGCCAGAGUCAUCGCACCCCCGCCAAGCGAAGCAUUUCUCGGAUCACGGUUCGAUGCCACGGGGGGCUGCGGAGGCCUCCUUCCACUGGCAACGUGUCGUCGGUAUGAGACCAAUGUUCUUUAGCCACACUAAAUGGACAAUAUUGAAGAGCUGCUACAAGGGAAGCCCCGAGUGUAUAUUGCAUGUGUUGGACAUGACCGCUGCAAGGUGGCGCUGUGGAGUCGUGUCUCAAACAGGACGGACAAUGAGUAGUAUUUAUCACAGCGGUGUCUCAAUCCCAGUUUGACCUGCAAGAUGACAGUGUGACAUCAAAUUCAAUAAACAACCUUACCUUG
Nerophis ophidion (straightnose pipefish) is the source of this 1975-nucleotide messenger RNA. RefSeq names its product vasoactive intestinal polypeptide receptor 1-like. The coding region runs from base 326 to 1747 and encodes 473 amino acids. The transcript is spliced from 16 exons. Gene Ontology annotation, molecular function: G protein-coupled peptide receptor activity; peptide hormone binding. Gene Ontology annotation, biological process: adenylate cyclase-modulating G protein-coupled receptor signaling pathway; cell surface receptor signaling pathway. Gene Ontology annotation, cellular component: plasma membrane. NCBI's taxonomy places the organism in Eukaryota, Metazoa, Chordata, Actinopteri, Syngnathiformes, Syngnathidae. The record is from RefSeq and is a predicted model, not a curated record.